UAUAUAUUUAUUUUAAAAAAAGACCAAACCCCACAACAUUUGUCGCUCUCUUCCUCGUUUCCUUUCCUCUUCUUUCUUCAUUCCUUUCUUCCAUUUUCACGGCUGUAAUGGCGAAGUCGUCGACCCCCACGACGACGUCGCUUUCGACCGUUAAACCCAAGGAUUAUGCUCAUAGUCCUGUCCAUUACGCCGUCGCUCUUGCGGAUCAUUCUGCUCUUUCUCGUAUCGUUUCCACUCUUCCUCGUCUUUCCGAUCCUGCUCUUAUUCACACCGAGGCUGAUUCUCUCGCUCAGGAGCGCAUCGCUGACAAGAUCUCUGCCGUCCUUGACCGCCGCGAUGUGCCCUACCGUGAAACUCCUCUCCAUCUCGCUGUUAGGCUUAAGGAUGCUUUUGCGGCGCGCACUCUUUCCUCUGCUGGUGCUGAUAUUUCCCUCCAGAAUUCUGCCGGAUGGAACCCUCUGCAGGAGGCUAUGUGUCGCCGGAGUUCCGACAUUGCGCUCAUUCUCCUCCAGGUCCACCACCGUGCUGCUUGGUCCAAGUGGCGCCGACGAUUGCCGCGCGUCAUUGCUGUUCUUCGUCGAAUGCGAGAUUUCUAUAUGGAAAUUUCGUUCCACUUUGAGAGCUCUGUAAUUCCGUUUGUUGGGAAAAUUGCACCGUCGGAUACGUACAGAAUCUGGAAGCGCGAUGGUAAUCUCCGAGCCGAUACGUCUUUGGCUGGAUUUGAUGGCUUGAAGAUCCAGCGCGCGGAUCAGAGUUUUCUCUUUCUCGGCGACGGCGAGCACUGCCACGACAUUCCCUCCGGUUCACUGCUAGUGAUCAACCGCGACGAUCGCAAAAUCUUCGACGCCUUCGAGAACGCGGGAGCUCCGAUGAGUGAGUCCGACAUUGCUGGAUUCUGCUCUCAGACGAGUGUGUACCGGCCUGGAAUGGACGUCACGAAAGCAGAACUCAUUGGAAGAACCAACUGGAGAAGACAAGAGAAAACCGAAAGCGUCGGAGAAUGGAAAGCGAAAGUUUACGAAGUACAUAACGUACUGUUCAGCUUCCGAUCGCGAAAGGUAGCUGGCGGCGAAGGUGACGUGGCGGGUAGUGAGCAGGUCCUCCCGCUGGAACUCGACGAAGACGACGAUGGGUUCUUAGUAGCCGAGAACCCCAGUUUCGGGCUGCCGGAUAGGAAUAGCACCGACCGGCGAAGACACAGUAGCUUUGUUCGGGAAGAGAGGGAAUGGGUAAUGAUGCCGAGAAAAAGCGUGGAUAUACCGUCCGCGACAGCGCCACCGCCGAGGAAGGCCGUGAGGCCAAAUUUUACGGCGGUUCCAGUUGAGCCGCCGCAGACGAAGGAAAAGGAGUACGUGAGGAGCUUACGUCCAUCGGUGUGGUUAACGGAGCAGUUCCCGUUAAAGACGGAGGAGCUUCUUCCUUUACUCGACAUUUUGGCGAACAAAGUGAAGGCAGUGAGAAGAAUGAGGGAGCUGCUCACCACCAAGUUCCCGCCGGGAACUUUCCCGGUCAAGGUGGCUAUUCCAGUGGUGCCGACUGUGAGAGUGGUGAUAACCUUCACCAAAUUUGUAGAACUUCCACCGGCGGAACAAUUCUACACACCGUUUUCAAGCCCGAGGCAGUUGGCCAACAGCGGAGGAGAAGACCCAUCUGAAUCCUCCCACUGUUCGUCUUUACCGUCUUGUUCUUCUUCCUCUUCCUCUUCAUCGUCAUCUACGUGGCUGAGGCGAAGCAGCAGCCACUCAGUUGCUGGAUCGACGGCAAAGCAAAACCGACGGUGCUCGUGGUUGGCGGGUCAAGAUGAAGUAGACCCAUUUGCGAUUCCGAGUGGUUAUACAUGGGCGAGGUCCGAUGACAAAUCAAGCAAAAUGAAAAGGUCAAAAUCCACCAGGAAAUCCAAAUGAUUGUACUGCUGGGGGAGAUGAUGAUGAUGAUGAAUGAUGAAUGAUGAGAAAUGAAAUGGGAAUUAAUUUAAAUUAGUUGUAUGAAUUUGGUUGUGGUUUUCAUUUUACAGUAUACGUUGUAGAUAACCGUCUAAUUAUAACUCAUCCUUUCAGAAUGUUGGUGGUCUAGACAAUUUUUUUUUUUUAUUCUGGUCAACAAUCCUAGCCAACUUCAAAGAAAUAGUUGCUGACAGUUUUGUUUUUCCUUUUGUCGGAAUUUUGAUCUUUGCCCACUGAGUUCAACAUUCUUCCCCCCGAUUCUUAUAAUUUGAAUCUUUUAUUUCUUUUCCUUUUUGGACCAUCUCCUAUUCCGAUGCCCCACGGCCGGCCCCUCUAAUCUUGAUGAACUUGUGAAUGAACAGUUAAAAGCCUAAUCAUGUACUUUAUGAUCUAAGUUAAUGGGUUGGGGGGGGGGGGAAUACAUGUGAUUCUUGAAUAAUUGAUGGAUUUGAUUAGAAGUUUGAGUUUGAACCCAGGUGGUUAUAUCAGUAGACAUCUGGUCCAGGUUUACGGGCCUUGUGAGAAUAAGAUGCCUUGUGAUUACGAGGAGGAUUAAAGAUGUGUAUAUAUAUAUAUUUUAUUAGAAAGAAAAAGAUGCCCAAAAGACAUAGUUUGCUUCGUUAGAUGGAAACCAGGAGUUGGCAAGCUCUUUAAAAAAGUAAUAUUGCAGUGGGAGUAAAAGACAGCCCAUCCACCUAUGGCCCUGCGUUCUGCUGCUGCUGCUUCCUAAAGGAGUUUCUGCCAAUUAUUUUCUAAUCUUCCUCGAAUUCCUUCACUAAGUUUCUGUAGUUCUUCAUCGGUUUGGAUCCCCAGAAACCAUGGCUGCAGAAGCACCAAGCUGGGCAGACCAAUGGGGAGCUGGAGGCAUAGGCGCCAUGGAAGAAGACGACGGCAGUAAAGCCAAAGGGGGCCAGGGCUCGGACAAGAAGGCUGGUUCUAAGGCUGGAAUAGCAAAAGCCAUGGCGGCGACCGUGGCUGGUGCCAAAAAGAUAGGAAGUGGAAUAUCUAACGGCAUCAAGUGGAUCAUUAACCCUCGCAAGAAAAGCUCCAAGUAAAUUAGGUAGAUUUGUCACAACAUCCCUGGCACCAAAAUAACAGAGAGGGAGAGAGAAAUCUACUCUCAUCAGCAAAAGAUUGAAACUUUUCAUGAUUCUGGUAUUUGUGUUUGCAUAUUGGCAAACAUGGUAUGUUAAAGAGUUCUAAGACUUGUUUCGGCUGAGAUAUUCAGUAUUCUAUAGAUAUCAGAUCAAGUAGUAGUAGUUUCAGGCGUGUGUCUAUAGUGAUAUAAUUUCAUCAUGUCAUAUUAGACUCA
Molecule: messenger RNA, 3255 nt
Organism: Cucurbita maxima (winter squash)
Lineage: Eukaryota; Viridiplantae; Streptophyta; Magnoliopsida; Cucurbitales; Cucurbitaceae
Product: ankyrin repeat domain-containing protein 13C-like
Exons: 3
Coding region: 108-1904 (598 amino acids)
Cellular component (GO): cytoplasm
Molecular function (GO): protein binding
Source: RefSeq, a predicted model, not a curated record